Molecule: messenger RNA, 792 nt
Organism: Zerene cesonia (dogface butterfly)
Lineage: Eukaryota; Metazoa; Arthropoda; Insecta; Lepidoptera; Pieridae
Gene: mRpL32
Product: 39S ribosomal protein L32, mitochondrial
Exons: 4
Coding region: 192-785 (197 amino acids)
Biological process (GO): translation
Cellular component (GO): mitochondrial large ribosomal subunit
Molecular function (GO): structural constituent of ribosome
Source: RefSeq, a predicted model, not a curated record
ACGCGUGCUUAAAUCUGUCAUUAUUAUAUAAAAUUUGUUUUUUUAUAACUUGAUACUGGCAAAUAGUUCUGACUUAUUACCAUAAAAAAAAACAAUUAGUGUCAAUAGUGAUUGUGAUUUUGAUUUGAGAUUUGAUUCGAAGUUAAUUUCGAGGUUAAAAUCGUAUGUAAUUAUAAUAUAAGCUAUCCAUUAUGAUCCCGCGUGUGACCCAAAACAUUAUUCGAAUCAUACGUACUGUGGAGCAAAAUGUUAUGAACUUAUUUGGCCAUCCACCAAAUGAGUUAGCCUUAGCUUAUGUUCACCAAAAUCCAAUCCAGCGUCAAAGAAAGGAGUUUUCUUUGAAGGAUUUUGUUGGAGAUGGAUUUCUUCUCGCAGUACCGAAAUUUCGAAGAACAGUGGAAAAGAGAUUGAAAAGAAAAUUUGGAUCACCUGAAUAUGUUUGGAAGAUGUUAGUUCCUAAAACAAAUAUAAUUGUAUGUCAUGAAUGUGGUCAUAAUCAUGAACGAGGACGCCUUUGUGGUAACUGUUAUAAGAAAAUUGAAGCUGAAACAAAAGAGAUCCAAGAUGUUAUAGUUAAGAAGCUGGGAAAUAAGCCAAUUGAAAAUGAUGUCAUAGUCUUGUAUGAGGGUGAAAAUUUACCAGAUCAGCCCAAGGAAUUUUGGGAAGGAAAAAGGAUUAUUGAAAUGAAGAAGGAAAGACCUACUUUUUUCAGUAAAAAUUUGUUACAAAAAACAACACAACAACCUUCAGAAUCUACAGAUGUGAAACCAACAGAUUUAGCGUAGAUGUAGU